AUGUUAAUUUUAUGGGAAAAAAAAUUGCAGAUUCGAAUAUUGUGCCAGGGAGUUGAGCUACCAUCUAGUCCAGUAGUACUUCACGUUUUGAAUUCAGUUUCAUCAGAAGUUGUGGCGUGUUCUGAGGGAACGAAAAAUCCACGAAACAACGAGGAAAAAGAUAGAAUGGAUUUUUAUCCUCCACCUGAUAUCGGACAUGUUUCAUUUUCAGGUCUUAGUGAGCCUUGUUCCAUUGGUUCCAUUGUUGAAGUUGUGAUUAAUGCACAUGGUGAUUCUUCAACAAGUUCUGUGCUUGUUGAAGCAAUUGCACCUUCAGGAAGAGUGAAAAAAUGUCAAGUGAUAAGGAAAGGAAGCGUUUUUACUGCAACUUUUACUCCUAAUGAAGUUGGUAAGUGGCAAAUUGGCAUAUUAUACGAUGGCGAACAUAUUCGAGGUUCACCAUUUUCUUGUAAAGUUUACGAUGCUAAUCUUGUUCGGGUGUAUGGUUUGGAUGUUGGACUUGUUGGUCAAGAAUUAAAGUUCAGCGUAAAUGCAUCACAAGCUGGAGAAGGCUUUCUUAAGGUAUCGGUGAUACGACAUGGUCGCAUGAUGCCUUGCGAAGUUUUAGAACAGGGAAGUUCAGGAGUUUAUCGUGUAAGCUUUACUCCCGAUGGAGCUGGCCAGUAUAAAAUUCAUGUUCUAUUCAACAAUAUGGAAGUAAAAGGCUCUCCGUUUAUUCUUGAUAUUGCUGAUGCAAGUUCAGUAUCUGUUUAUGGAGAUUAUUUACGGAUGGCUUCAGUAGAUCGACUGAGUACAUUUUUUAUUCAUGCUGUUGACGCUGAAUGCAAAGAUAUUACUGUGAAUAUUACAGCGCCCUCUGGAAAGACGAAACGAGCACGAGUUUAUCAAACAGAUGAUGUAACGUACAACGUGGAAUGGAAACCUGUUGAAGCUGGUGAACAUUCUAUCGAUGUUCGACUUUUUAAUCAAAGUGUUUACGAAAGCCCAUUUGUGUGUAAUGUGGGAGAUCCAGACUUAGUUACUGUUCGAAAUAUGCCAGAAUUUAUCGAUGCUGAAGAUCUUUUCAGAGAUUACAACUUUGAAAUUGAUGCUAGUGCCGCAGGUUCAGGUAAUUUAGAAAUUAUGAUUAAUGGUGGACGUGUUGGAUGCCACGUACGCGAAUUAGGUGGACGGCAUUACUUAGCCUCUUUCACUCCCAAUCAGGCAGUUACACAUAUCGUUGAAAUGCGAUUCAACGGUGAAAACGUGCGGAUGUCACCGUGGAAAAUUCAAAUUAAAAAUUCUCAGCCAAUUUCAACAACUCCAAAAUAUGAAAUGCAAGAACGAGUGAUUCGAAAUGUUGAAAGCAAACGAGUAGAACGAGCAGAAUCUUGGUAUACAGAAUUAACUGGAAUUGGAUUACAACGUGCUGCUGUUGGUGUUCCAACAAUAUUUGAAAUUACUGGUGAUGGUAUUGAAGAAAGUGAUAUUAAAGCUCGAUUAUAUGGUCCUGAUGGCGUUGAUUUGCCCAUAAGCGUUUAUCGACAAACUGAUAACAAAUUAAUCUGUGAAUAUCGAAUUAAUAAGGUCGGUGAAUACCAUCUUGAAAUGUCAAUUUGUGGUAAAAAAAUUGACCCUUAUCCGUUGAAUAUCUCCGGGUAUGCAACCGAAAAUGUUAAAAUUGAACCUCUUGGUGGUGGAGCACCAGGACAACCUGUACAGUUUAUCGGUAAGCACAAUCUGCUACAAUCUACCAGUUGA
Molecule: messenger RNA, 1740 nt
Organism: Thelazia callipaeda (thelaziosis nematode)
Lineage: Eukaryota; Metazoa; Nematoda; Chromadorea; Rhabditida; Thelaziidae
Source: the annotation of a GenBank genome assembly